Molecule: messenger RNA, 1854 nt
Organism: Thyridium curvatum
Lineage: Eukaryota; Fungi; Ascomycota; Sordariomycetes; Thyridiales; Thyridiaceae
Exons: 1
Coding region: 1-1854 (617 amino acids)
Source: RefSeq, a predicted model, not a curated record
AUGGCUCGACGUCCCAUCCGCAUAGGCAACUGCUCCGGUGCCAUCAACGAUGGGCUGGACCAGCUCUACGCCCAUGCAAAGUCCGGCCAGGUGGAUGCCAUCACCGCAGACUACCUCGCCGAGUUCAACUUGGCAUGGCGUGCCAUUGACCUCCAGACCAAGCCGGAGGCAGGCUACGAGGGCAACUUCCUCGAGCAGCUGGCCUACCACAACGGCGACGCCGCCCGGCUCCUCGCCAAGAACAAGAUCAAGGUCGUCCACGACGGCGGCGCGCUGAACCCCAAGGGCCUGGCCGUCGCCGCGGACAAGUACUUCAAGUCUCUCGGCAUCAAGGACGUCCGCGUCGCCUGGGUGGACGGCGACAACGUCACGGAGCAGGUCAGGAAGGAGCAGUUUGGCCCGCUCAGGCACCUGGACUACGAGAACGAGUUCUUGACCGAGGCGCACGUCAAGACGAUGCUGACGGCCAACGCCUACACGGGCCAGGCCGGUGUCGUGCGUGCUCUCAAGGAGGGUGCCGACAUCGUCAUCUGCGGCCGCUGCUGCGACGCCAGCCCCGUCAUGGGCCUUGCCUCGUGGUGGCAUGGGUGGGGUCCGGAGGACUAUGAUCAGCUCGCCGGCGGUCUCAUGGCCGGCCAUCUGAUCGAAUGCGGCCCCUACGUCACGGGUGGAAACUACUGUGGUGCUCCCGAGAUUAAGAAUGUGCUGCGUCCGGGCUUCCCGAUCGCCGAGAUCUCGGCCGACGGGACCGUCAUUGUCACCAAGACGGAGGGCACCAAUGGCGCCGUCACUAUCGACACUUGCAAGGGCCAGCUUGUCUAUGAGAUCCAGGGCGACAGGUAUCUCAACCCCGAUGUCAUCGCGCACAUCGAGAACAUGAAGCUAGAGGAGGUCGGCAAGGACAGGGUCAAGCUCACGGGCGUCACCGGCUCCGCCCCUCCACCCACCACCAAGCUCGCCGUCUGCCUCUUGGGCGGCUGGCAGGCCGAGAUCUGCACCUUCUGCGCCGGCCUCGACACCGACUUCAAGUUUGAGCAGAUGAGGGAGGGCGUGCUGUCGAGGCUCAAGCUUGAGCAGUUCAGCCACGUCAGCGUCGAGCGGUACGGCACGUCGCCCGCCAACCCCAAGAACCAGGCCGACUGCACCGUCAUGAUCCGCAUCUUUGCGCAGGCGCCGCAGAAGGAGCACCUGACGCAGCUCAAGCAGGCCGUCUUCUACAACGGCAUGACCGGGUACGCCGGGCUCACCGUGGCCAUGGACUGGCGCACCCUCGAGCCCAAGAUGUACGUCAAGUACUUCCCGGCGCUGGUGCCCCAGACGCGCGUGCCCCUCACGGUCCACAUGCUCGACACGGGCAUCCAGUUCCUCGUCGAGCCCCGGCCGGCGCAGCUGUGCGCCCCCGCGGCGCCCAAGCAGCGGAGCUUCGAGCCCCGCGCCCUCGCGCAGUCCGGCAGGACCGUCCGCCGCGCUCUCGGCGACCUGGCCUUUGCCCGCAGCGGCGACAAGGGCGGCAACGCCAACGUGGGCUUCUGGGUGCGCGAGGCGUCGGCCUGGCCGUGGCUGCAGUCGUACCUGACGAGUCGCAAGCUCACCGAGCUGCUCGGCGAGGACUGGAGGGACAAGUACGAGAUUGUGCGGUGCGAGUUCCCGGAGCUGUGGGCGGUGCACUUUGUGAUCAAGGGCAUCCUCCAGGAGGGCGUCAGCAGCAGCAGUCUGAUCGACGGCUUUGGCAAGAGCUUUGGCGAGUACCUGCGCGCGAGGCAUGUCGACAUGCCGGCCGAGCUGUUGGAGAGCGAACAAAAGCGGCGAAAGGAGAACAUGGCCAAGGCCGGCCGGUCUGCGGCCAGGCUGUGA